Messenger RNA from Hypoxylon trugodes, 2865 nucleotides. RefSeq lists its product as uncharacterized. Bases 248 to 2254 code for a protein of 668 amino acids. The record is from RefSeq and is a predicted model, not a curated record. NCBI's taxonomy places the organism in Eukaryota, Fungi, Ascomycota, Sordariomycetes, Xylariales, Hypoxylaceae. Gene Ontology annotation, molecular function: protein binding. The transcript is spliced from 6 exons.
CCCAUUAAUAAUUUUGUAUCCUGGACGUGACUUCUUUUCUACAACGGCGACCUUUUCAACAAUUUCAACUUCUUACUGCAAUAUUUAUGGCAAGUUGAUAACAAUACACCACAUCCAUUUCGUCGUAAAUCCACACAGUGGUUGGUGACAACCCAAUUCUUCUGUUGAUCGUCGCGUUCUCUUCCUUUCCUCCGUAUUGACAAACCCGCACCUCAUCUUUGUGAUACAUACACGCCAAUUCCCCAAAAUGGCGACUAGCAUGCGCCACAAGACGGAUCGGCCUUCGGCUGCUUACCUGAAGAAGGGAAUGGAAUUCUAUGGACAGAAGCAAUACGAUCGUGCGGAAAGGGCACUCUUCCGGGCCAUGGAUCUGUGCAAUUGUGGCUUCGCCGUCCAGAAGCAACCCCGCAUUGAUGAUGAGAUCUUGAAGGGUAUCGCUGAGAAGGACCUCAAGGGAACCUUGGCAAAGAAGUCGGCGUCUUGUAAGCGUUGUGAUAAUCCAGUUCAUGUCGAUGCGCUUGAUUCUCUCAUCGCUACGUAUGAGGUGCAAGGCCGACUUGAUGAGGGCGUCCAGUUCGCUGCCAAGAUGAUUAAUCUCUCCCCCAGGGAACCUAAGAGUUACCUGCGUUUGGGUAAGAUUUUGAGGCUAAAGAACCAGCAAACUCUCGCCUACUACACCUACAAGCAAGGUGUUGAGCUCGUUAAACGAAAGCACCCGAAUCAUGCUCUGUUGAACAAAAUCAAAUCUCAGAUCAACACGGUCCUGCUUUCGGUCACCUUUGACCCUAUGACCAUUCUUCCUGUUGAGCUUAUCAACAUGAUCUUUAAGUAUCUGGACUUUCAGACAGUAUGUCGCUGCCUAAGAAUUUCCAAAACCUGGAGAGCUGUCUUGACUGGACCUGCCUUGAGCGACAUAUGGAAGGUCCAGCAAUUCAGGUACACCACACUGACCCCUCCGGGCCCCCGAAAGAUGUUUCCCACCUUCAAGGCGUAUGCUGGUUAUGCUGCUGGCGGCGUUACAGAGUUAUCCAUUGAUGGUUGCGCCCGCUUUCUGGAACAGUGUGAUCUCCCGCGUGUUCUACAAUACUCCAGAAACCUCAAGUUUCUCAAACUUCGAGAAGUUACUCGAGCUUCCUACACGUUGAAAGUAUUGCCAGAGAACGUCAAUCACCUUCGACUGGUGGAAAUCUACCUGGGCGUUGGGAUACGGAUGACACCUACCGCUCUACGACACUUGAUUACACCGUCACAUAAUUCGUUAGAGGAACUUUCUAUCUUCGAGCUUCCGCAACCCGAUGCGUCCUACACCCUAUCGCAAACGUCACCUGGAUUAUGGUACCAAGGCUGGCCAAAGCUAGAACACCUGAAGACAGUCCGACUUUCAACUCUAGAAGGCAUCUUACCAUUCAACCAACCAUUCAAUCAUGUUAACUUGCUCGGCCUCAUGGAAUUGACACCUAAUAUUGAAGAGGCCUGGAUUGACCUUUUCGAAUACAAUCCGUUGACUAUAAGGACCCACUGGUCGAAACUCCGACGCUUCUUUGUUGGAGAUUGCCAGGUUCCGAGUAUCGUGGUAUCGAAUGGGGAGGAACCGUGCUUCGAUGAAGACAUGCGUGAAUUGCAUUUGGAAGGCCGCGCUCUUUCUGCUCACUGCUGUAUGAACAAUGCCCCCGUCGUUAUAACCGUCCCAACGACUACUCUACUGAUCCUACAUACUGGCCCUAUAGCCGUUCCGCAUCUUCCUCGACUUGAGAAACUAUCGUUAUUGUUCCGCACGCCUCUCACCCAGAUUGAAUUCGAGUCCAUGGUUCGGCCUAGUUUGGAGUCUGGCACACUACAGGAGUUAGACCUCCGACCUUUGCCCGUCAACGAUUUCUUCCAGGACCGCUCUGCACCUACAAUCCCAGCCUGGUUUAAGAGCGAGCACAUCACAUACAUGAGCUUAACGGGAUUCACUCAAUAUAAUUUCUACGAUCACACGUUAUUGGAGGCGGUAGUGCUCGCCAUCGUCGACGGUUUCCCCAAUCUGCGUAUCGUUGAUGUCGGACACGAAUUAUUCUUAGACACCUUAUUGGCGAAGCUGAUUCAGAGAGGUGUACGCACGAUAUACUAUCGCGGUGGAGCGACGACGAAGGACGAUCUCAAGGAGUGGGCUGCUAAGAAGCAUGGCGCACGUCUGGUCAAGGGUCUGCCGAAACACAUACCUUCGUUACAUCCUGAUCGACAACCCACGGCGCACCAUACUUAUGUCUGAUCAUAGGGUUAUUAAAUCCAUAUCGUUCGUCCCCGUCGAAUGAACGGGAUACGAUAUUUCGACAGAUGAUAUAGGAGGAUACUUUGCGACCAGGGAAUUGCGAACGGAGUGCCGGGCUCAGCCUUCAUCGUUUCUUUUUUUCAUUUUUCCCAUUCUGAACUUCGAUACACUUGCAUAAGAAAGGCGUCUAGGAAGCAUCGCAUGGAAAGAGUAUUUCAUUAGUGACACAGGCUUGGUUAGCCUUUACUUAUGAUACCCGCUCUUACGGGAGCUUACUGUAUAAUACUCUGCGGCCCGGCUCGUAUAAGCUGGUGAUGCUCGCUCUGCUUUUAUUGCGUUGAUAAUACAGAUCGAUGAUUUAUAAUUGCGCGCAAGUCUUUCAACAGUUCUAGUAAUGGUGGCCGCGACAGUUGUAGCUUCGUAGAAACAUCAAGGCAUUAUCCCAAAGAGCAAUCAAUGUAAAUGAGUUUCCAAGCCGCCAUUCACGCCAAUCGAGACAUUAUCCUAAUUUACAACUUACGGAUUUCAUACAAAGAACAAAACAAGACAAUCACGAACACGAUAAAAUGAUAUAAACAAAAUAAAUUAAUAAACUAGUCAGUCAGCCAGCU